UCCAUGUUUCAGCUGCCAAUCUUGAAUUUUAGCCCCCAGCAGGUAGCGGGGGUUUGCGAGACUUUAGAGGAGAGUGGGGACGUUGAAAGGCUCGGUCGCUUCCUCUGGUCGCUGCCUGUCGCUCCGGCUGCCUGCGACGUCCUCUACAAGAACGAGUCGGUCUUGCGGGCGCGGGCCAUUGUGGCUUUCCACACUGGGAAUUUUCGCGAGCUCUACCAUAUCUUAGAAAGCCACAAAUUUACCAAAGAGUCUCAUUCCAAACUGCAGGCCCUUUGGCUGGAGUCGCACUACCAGGAGGCGGAGAAGCUGAGGGGCCGCCCGCUAGGACCGGUGGAUAAAUACAGGGUGAGGAAGAAGUUCCCUCUGCCCCGGACAAUUUGGGAUGGUGAACAAAAGACUCACUGCUUCAAGGAGAGAAUCCGACAUUUGCUCAGAGAAUGGUACCUUCAGGAUCCAUAUCCAAACCCGAGCAAAAAGAGGGAGCUUGCUCAGGCUACCGGACUGACUCCCACACAAGUUGGAAACUGGUUCAAAAAUCGUAGACAAAGAGACAGAGCUGCAGCCGCAAAAAACAGGCUACAGCAGCAAGUUCUAUCCCAUGGCUCAGUUCGGUCUCUAGUGGAAGAUGACGGCACUCUGGAUCGACUCGGCACAGCAUCCAGUCCCGAGACCAGUCUUACCAGGAAAGCCGCCACCUCGGCCGUCUCCAUGACUUCCAGCGACAGCGAAUGUGACAUCUAACUGCGCGCUCGGCCAGCCGGCGUCUGACCACAUAUACAACUGAAUAUCCAUACGUUAGGAAGUGCAUUGAUACAG
Conger conger (European conger) is the source of this 816-nucleotide messenger RNA. RefSeq names its product homeobox protein SIX6-like. Gene Ontology annotation, biological process: regulation of transcription by RNA polymerase II; eye development. Bases 4 to 741 code for a protein of 245 amino acids. The record is from RefSeq and is a predicted model, not a curated record. Gene Ontology annotation, cellular component: nucleus; transcription regulator complex. NCBI's taxonomy places the organism in Eukaryota, Metazoa, Chordata, Actinopteri, Anguilliformes, Congridae. The transcript is spliced from 2 exons. Gene Ontology annotation, molecular function: DNA-binding transcription factor activity, RNA polymerase II-specific; RNA polymerase II cis-regulatory region sequence-specific DNA binding.